GAAGGAGAAAAAGUAAAAUUAGCAACAAAAAAUAAACCGGCACACAAUCGAUAUCUCUGACGAUUAUUUAUUCAGUGGUAUACACAAAUACUGCACUGUAUUCUGCCAUUUUGUAUUCGGCGUCUAGCCAGCAAAACAAAAAGAGAAGGAAAGAAAACCGAAUAAGUUUUACAAACAAAAAUUAGGUAAUAAUAAUAGAAAAAAAAAAUAUGUCAGAUUAUCGGUCUCAAUCGCGCGGUGGUGGACGCGGUCAAGAUUAUUCCAAUGACGACGAUCCGCCUAUGUCGCGACUCUUCAUCAUAUGCAACAAAGCGCAUACCGAAGAAGAUUUUCGCGAGGCCUUCGCACCCUACGGCGAAAUCGAAGAUAUAUGGGUGGUUAAGGAUAAGCACACACAGGAAAACAAGGGUAUCGCAUACGUAAAGUUCUCAAAAACCUCGGAUGCCGCCAAGGCGCAAGAACAGAUGAAUGGUAAAACCAUUGGGAAAACAGACAGAACCCUCAAGGUGCUGGUUGCCGCAAAUCGUAAUCAAGGUUCAAAUAAAUCGGAAAACGAACAGGAGAAAUAUGUGCGACUCUUCAUUGUGAUUCCAAAGACAGCCACUGAGGAUGACAUACGAGAUGAGUUUGCCCAAUGGGGUGAAGUGGAAACAGUCACAAUUGUGCGCGAGAAGAACAAUGGCAGUCCCAAGGGUUUUGGUUACGUUCGGUUUACAAAAUUCUACUAUGCAGCUGUGGCAUUUGAGAAUUGUUCAGCCAAAUACAAAGCGGUCUUCGCCGAACCCAAGGGGUCGACGCGCACACAGCGUGAUCAGUAUGGGCGGCUUGCCGAUGAUUCACCCGUGUACUCUUCGGGACGUGGUGGUGGUGGUGGUGGCGGCGGCAGCAGCGGCGGUGGCGGCUCAAAUUACAAUGGUGGUAGCGGUAGUGGUGGUGGUGGAGGUAGUUUCAACAACGAUUGGAACACAUCGGUCAACAGCGAUAUGUCGGCAUUUUUGCGAAUGCAAAAUGUUCCAGUGCCCCAGCCCACAUGCUUGGAGGUAACGGUUAGUAAUUGUGUUAAUCAGGAUCAGCUGUGGCGACUGUUUGACAUCAUACCCGGCUUGGAUUACUGUCAAAUUAUGCGCGAACAUGGCCCACGCACAAACGAAGCCGUGGUCGUCUAUGAUAAUCCGGAAGCUGCAAUUUAUGCCAAAGACAAGCUUCAUGGUCUCGAAUAUCCGAUGGGUGAGCGUAUUAUUGUUAAAGUGAAUGGUAUGAGCUCAGCUCGCAUGGACACCUCCUUUAUUGAUAAGCGCACCAAAAAGGAUGCCAUUUGUAAUGUGCCCUUGCCACCGACACAGCCACUGGCAUCGCCGGAUGCUCAAGUUGCCCAAAGGCUUUUCAUUGUGCUCGCAGCGAAUUUGCCACACUCAAUACUGAAAAACAUAUUCUCCUGCUGGAAGGGACUGAUCGAUGUGUAUUUGCUGCCCAACAAGAAUUGUGGAUACGUGAAAUACUCUGAACGUGAAAGUGCACAAAAAGCGAUUGCCCUGUUGAAUGGUGCCGAGAUCUGUGGAACCAAAAUAAAGGUCAUGGAAGCUGAGGAGCGAAGCGGCUCGGAUGGUGAUGAUGGCGGCAGAAAGCGACUGCGUCGGAAUUAAGUACCCACUGACAACAUUGUACUUAACAGAGAACAUAAAUGUACGAGUUAGUUUACUUUAAACAAAAAACAAAAAUAACAACAAAGAAAAACAGUUCAAUUAAAAACAGUUCAACUGACGCAACAACCGCCCAAAAAAACACUACGGAAUCAACCAGUACCAGAACCACAAUCACAACACAGAGCGAAACAGACACGGAAAACGGAAACAAGAAACAAGAAUUACCAACCAACCAACCAACCGUACAAUUGACUUGUUCAAAUGCGCUGUAGUACUGAGUAACCAUAUACCACAUAAUAUUAUAUCUAUAUAGACCAGACUUAAACGGAGCCAACGAAACCGCAAUGAUUGCUACAAAAAAAAAAAAAACCAACCACUUACGGGACUAUCGUAUCUAUCUAGCAUUACCGUUUACUCAAAACCAAGAAACAUAAACGAACUCUUUGUACAAUUUACUAACGUAUUCCGACAAAGAUAAGAAUAUAUAUAUAUAUUAAAACAAGCUUAACUUCAUAUUCAUAUGUACGUAUGACAGUAUGACAUAAUUAAAUUAAACACAACUACUAUGUAAAGCCUUCAAGCGAUAUUAAUAAAGGAAAUUACCAAAAAAAAUA
Messenger RNA from Drosophila grimshawi, 2257 nucleotides. Its product is annotated as RNA-binding protein 45. The transcript has 9 exons. The record is from RefSeq and is a predicted model, not a curated record. Lineage: Eukaryota; Metazoa; Arthropoda; Insecta; Diptera; Drosophilidae. Gene Ontology annotation, molecular function: RNA binding. The coding region runs from base 210 to 1643 and encodes 477 amino acids.